Molecule: messenger RNA, 190 nt
Organism: Trichobilharzia regenti
Lineage: Eukaryota; Metazoa; Platyhelminthes; Trematoda; Strigeidida; Schistosomatidae
Source: the annotation of a GenBank genome assembly
AUUAUCAUAUUUUGAAAUAUACAAUGAACAAAUUAUUGAUCUGUUGAAUGAUAUUUCAACGAGUAAAACUGUGCGUAAACAAUCACCGGAUUUAUUGCAAAUAGCUGAAUCUAAUGAUCAGGUUUAUAUCAAAGGAUUGAAGUGUAUCACUGUGAAUAAUCUAGAAGAAGCGUUGACUGCACUAUUCAAG